ACACAUAGUUCACCCUCCUCUAAAAGCGAUGGGGAAAAAAACAAAUUUCGCUAUGAGUUAAAGUGACGACCAUUCAGAUUCGCGUGGAAUUGUUUCGCAAGUCUUUAUACGUUCCGUUUAACUAAUAUUUUUGAUGUUGUUUGGAUGAACGACUUUUGAAAGUUGCAGCUCAGACACGCAGGGCGCUAACUUGUGGGAUUAGUUUGCAUGCAGUCUGGCAGCGGAGGCUGACAGCGGUGGGAUGGGCUGUGAGGUGUUCAAGAUGGCGGCGCCCUGUGGAGUGCAUCUACUCUAACAGAGGUGCCUGGAGACUGUAUCGCACUGCCACCACCAUGGCCAGGGAACAGCCCAACGUGGGGGACCUCCUCCCACACCUGGAGACCUCAGACCUCCACCAGCUAGAAGAGAUCAGAAGCCUUAUCAACGAGCAGCUCAGCACCGAGCGUGGUUCGAUGCUGCUGAAUGGGUUGGUGGAUUACUUUUUGGAGACAAAUUCUGCCCAGGCCAUGCAUAUCCUGUCUUCUGUCAGAGAGCCACAUGAUAAGCACCUUCUAGACAAGAUGAACGACUGUAUGACGAAACAGGCCUGCCGGCUGCCCACCCUCACCCUGCUCGGCCAUGUAGUCCGAAAGCAGCCGUCCUGGAUUCACAAGAUCGCUCGCUACCCUCUGCUGCUCUCACUGCUGAAAUGCCUAAAGACGGAUACAGAUGUAGUAGUGCUCAUCACCGGAGUGCUGGUGCUCAUCACACUGCUGCCCAUGAUCCCUCAAGCUGGAAAGCAACAUCUGUGGGAGUACUUUGACAUCUUUGGUCGCCUUGCUUCGUGGAAUCUUAAGAAUCCAGGACAUGUUUCAGAGGUUUACCUAAUCCACCUGCAAGCCAGCGUUUAUUCACUUUUCCACAGACUUUAUGGCAUGUAUCCAUGCAACUUUGUGUCCUACCUACGCUCCCAUUACAGUAUGAAGGAGAACAUGGAGACUUUCGAGGAGGUGGUGAAGCCGAUGCUAGAACAUGUCCGCAUACAUCCCGAGCUGGUGACUGGUACAAAGGACCAUGAGCUUGACCCCACCAGGUGGAAAAAGUAUGAAAUCCAUGACAUCGUCAUUGAAUGUGCCAAAGUGUCUCUAGACCCCAAGGAGGCAUCCUGUGAGGAGGGCUAUGCCACCAUGCCUGAGAAUUUUUACCCCCAAGUCCACCUUCGACCACAAGACUGCACAUCAAGCCCCUACACAGACCUACAGAGCAGCUAUGGAAGCUCUUCUUCAACCCCAUUUUCGACUCCACGCCAGCCACUACCACCACCCCUGUCUUUGCCCCCCUUCUCAGGGACACAAUCUUCAUACCGCAGUCCGCAGACCUCCAGACGGCAGAACUCCACCUGUGAACUGAACUCUUCCUGUGGGGGGAAGGAUCCUCUCUGGAGCCCCACCUCGCUGUGUGGCAUGGCCACGCCUCCAUCCUCAAGGGGCAUGUCACCCAACCUGGAGCUCUCCCACAGUGCCUCGCACCUUCCCAGCCGCUUCCACAGCACGUCAGGGGGUAAAGGAACACCUGCCUCCAGCACUCCAGCCACUUCAUCCCCUCCUCCUACCCUAUCAGAUGACUUCCCCAUAAUCUUCUUACCAGCCAACACAGUCCAGUCUAGUCCACCAAGAAAAGAUCGUCGGCAAGGAGAAACAAGUAAGCCUGCACUGGUAAGACAGGAACCAGUCAGAGAUGCGGAGAAGAAUUCAGAUACAGCAACUAACAGAUCAGCCGAUACAAAAAGUGCUGAGAACAUCUCCAUGACCCUGACAGAGUUAUCAGUUUUUAUGAAGAAGCAGGAGCUGGACCUUCAGCUGCGAACAGAAAAAGAGAAAGAGGAUGCUGCCAUCACAGAAGAGCUGAUGAAAAUCACUGAAGAUAAGCAGGAGAAGGAGAUGUCGGGCCUGAGGGGCUUCGACUCUCCAUUCUGUCACACCACCGAGACUCUCACUGGCUGUCAGGCACAAGACAAAGCCCUCUCCAACCCCCAGCCAGGAGGCGCCGUCCAAGAGACGCACCACGCUGCAUCGACACCAGACAAAGCAGAAGUCACCGCAAGCAGCAGCGGCGUCGGCAGCGAAAGAGGAGGCGGAGGAGACGGCAAGAGUUCCGCCCUGGAGCAGUCCUGGUCCUUCCAGUCCUGCUUCACGCCCAUUGAUCACCACCUCCACCGAAGCCCCUCCGCCCCCGACGACGAGGUGAGCAAGUUCGGGAUGUUCUCCCCGAGCCCGUGCAGCAAGACCCCGGCCCCGGUCCCCUACGAGUCGCUCUUCGACAUGGCCCUGCCCAGAGCCGCCUCGCUGUUCUUGAGCCAGAAGACCUCGGAGGCCGUGCACAAGGCAGCGAUGGAGAGGCUGCUGCAGCGGGAGGAGGGGCUGGAGGACGGGGAUGAGGAAGGGCUGGUGUCUGCUUCGCCACUGGAGGUGCUGGAUCGCCUUGUUCAGCAGGGAAGUGACGCCCACGAUAAAGUUCUCAAGAGAUUACCUUUGCCAAGUAAGUCAGCUGACUGGACACAUUUUGGAGGUUCAGCUCCACAGGACGAGCUUCAGACGCUGCGCAGCCAGCUGCUCCUCCUGCACAACCAGCUGCUGUAUGAGCGCUACAAGAGGGAGCAGCACGCCGUCCGCAACAGACGCCUCCUCCGACGCAUCAUCAACGCCACCGCGCUGGAGGAGCAGAACAAUGCUAUGAAGGAUCAGUUGAACCUGCAGAGCGUGGACAUUCUGUCUUUGAGGGAAAGCCUACAGGUGGAGCAGCAACGGUACCGGCAGCUGUGGGACGACCGCGAGACGGUGGUGACCAGGCUGCACAGUCAGAUCAGACAGCUGCAGCAGGCCCGGGACGACUACUACACCAAGAACCAGGAGCUUCAGAGCAAGUUACAAGAGAGUCAAAAAAAGAUGGACGAACUAGAGGCAGAGCUUCAGAGGGCCAACAACAAAGUCUGCCACACUGGUCACCUCCUCAACCAGAUGACUGUCAAGCUGAGCAACAGUGAGAGUACCCAGCAGCAGAUGAGCUUCCUGAACAAGCAGCUGCUGCUCCUCGGGGAGGCGCAUAAGCUGUCCAUGCAGGAGUUUCAGCACGUGGGCACCGAUAACACAAAGGAGGCCCUCAUGCUGCAGUUGUCUUAUGCGAAGGAGGUGGAGACACUAAAGCAGAGUGUGCUGGUUCAGGGACAGAAACUGGAGGCCGCACAGCAGAGAGUUGCUGAAUUGGAGACUCACCUCUCCAAAAAGGAGCACCUGAUCGCAGAGCAAAAGAAGUUCCUGGAAGAUGUAAAGUGUCAAGCAAAGGCCGAGCUCCAGGCCUCAGAUAGCAGGUAUCGGGCUCAAAGAAGAAUAACUCAGCUGCUGCAGACUGAGCUCCUGCAGCUCUACAGCCAAGUAGAAGUGGAGGCUCCGACCAGCAGCACCGCCACCAGCUCACCUCCAGGGGGCAGAGCGGACACCAUCACCCCCGCAGACCCCAGUGUCACAGUUCCAGAUGGACCAGGUAGAGUUCACACCAAGGAGGAGAUGGACAGCAGACCGCCACACGACUCCCCUCGGGGCAACGGCAGCACUUUAUUGCCAGGGCAACCAAAGGCGAGCAACAUUUCCAAGUCAACCGCCAACUCUUUCAACGGAGGUCAGGACAUGGCCCCGCCCCUGCUGGUCGAGCCCUCUGACUCGUGUCCCCACCCCAAGCCGCUCGCACCGCUGCCCGCCUCCGACGCGCCCCUCACCGUGGGCUCGUACCCCAGCGCCAAGAGCUUCCUGGGCAUGAGGGCGCGCGAGCUGUUCCGCAACAAAAGCGAGAGCCAGUGCGACGAGGAACAGCAGCAGCCGCCGCCCCCGCCCCUGGCGGGCCUCGCCCACAGCCUGAAGACUGAGCUGUGCGUGGAGCCGCCCUGCCCGGGUUACAUCGCCACCGUGAGCCCCGUUCCCUCCUCACCCCCCGCCACGACGUCAGCCCCCGCCGCGCAUCUCACCGCGCCCACCAAGAGGCACCCCUCAGAGCCCAAGCAGCGAGCCCUCAGCCAGGAAAGUCCCCGUAAAAAGGCAGGGGCGGGACAAGGUGGAGGCAGGGGCCAGGGGGGAUCGGCCCGGCCCCGGCAGCAGCAGCUAAAGAUUAUGGACUAUAACGAAACACAUCACGAGCACAGUUAAGGACUAAAAAAAAAAAAAAAAAAAAGAGCCGGGACAAAGGGCAGACGAAAGUACAGACUUAAAUUUGACAACGGAGUAAAGCUACAAAUCAGCUAAAGAGUAACAUGUCAGCAACUCUUUGGAAUUCAGUGUUAUUUGUCCUAUUCCCCUUAGUGGACAACAGGAUUUCCCCCCAAAGUGCUUUAACUUUGAGUUUUCUGUUUCAGACUAGUUCAUUGCCCUAAAAAAAAUUGAGCUGCAAAAGAUACACAGCGGAUGUUUUGUCAUUGCACACGCAAGAUGAGACUGCCAAAAAUACAGCUACAGAAUGUCAAUAUUUAAAUGGUCAAUUUACCAAAAUUUUAAGAUUUUUACCACCUAAUUCAAACUGUUCUUUCUUUUUUUUUUCUUUUUUACAGUUCAAGUCUUAUUUAACCCUGUUCAUAUGUUACACAUUGAAUUUUGUUUGGCUUUUUAUUUUUUGUCAAAUCUAAAUAUUAGAGUUAAGUCAGGAGGACUCACAGGGAUAAACAGGCCCGCCUCUCAUUGAAAACAAUGCAGCCAACAUUUUCAAAAUGUCCGCAUUAUUCUUUAGUCAUUCCAAAAUGUUCAUGAGGUGCUGUGAGCCGACUGCAGCACUGAUUUAUUGGACUAGUAAAUUAUUUGCCUAAAUUCCUUUUUAAUUUUUUUAUUUUUUUGCUCAUGUUUUUUUUUAUACAUUUUUUUCAGCCACCCAGUGUGCUCUAAAGUCUCAUCUGAUGAGUAAAAAAAAAAAGAAGCCAAGCCUCUAAAAAUAGUUACAUUCCAACAUGUCAACAUUUGAGUUCUGGUUGUUUUCAGCUAUGUUGACUUAAAAACAAAUCUGGUCCACUGGGCCUCCUUUCCACAGACCUGAGAAAAUACAGAUCUGCCUCCUUUUCUUUUUUUGUUUUAUUCUUUUUCUUUUUUAGGAGUAAACUGAUUGUCUAAAUCCUGUUGUCCACUUGGAACUUCUGCUGUCAUUUCCUUCUGCCUCGCUAUCUAAAGCAUGUUCAACAAUCCUCUUUAAAAAUGCCAACUGUAGUAGCUACAGCAAACCAAGACAGAGGGUACAAUCAGCACAAAUGGAGGAAACCAGGACUGACCGGAGCUGGAGAAUCUGGGAAGAAAUGGCAAAAAAAAAAGGAAGUUCUUAAAGCAGUGGCUUGUGUUUAACUGUGAACAAUAAAGAUCGUCUUCAAUGUUUUGCACUACA
This is a messenger RNA of Menidia menidia (Atlantic silverside), 5388 nucleotides long. The record is from the annotation of a GenBank genome assembly. NCBI's taxonomy places the organism in Eukaryota, Metazoa, Chordata, Actinopteri, Atheriniformes, Atherinopsidae.